GUUUGCGCAUGCGCGCUGCAAAUCGGCCAGGGCACGCGCGUCGCAGCUCAUCGCAUAGUAACAGGAGCAUUUUGCAGGUGUUACAGCAGAUGAAUCUGGGACACUAAACAGUCGCCAUGAAGCAUUUUCUAAGGGUGCUGACCCAGUUCCUGGUGUUUCUGUACUGCAAAUGUUUGUGGCGAGGUUUGAAGUUUAUCUUCAGGAAGGUGACAGGACGAUGUGAGCUGCAGCGGAUCUGCUACAACAACAAGCCUGGUGCCCGCCGAACCCUCAAGAUCGAAUCCUCACUCAAAUGUUCUAAAAGUGAGCUUCUGCAGAAUGCUCUCAGUGUUCAUCCAGAUGCUGUUGAGAAGACCAUAGAUGACAUCAUGGCCCUGAAAAAGAUCAACCCUGACACAAAUCCACAGCUGGCCAUCUCUCUGCAGGCGAGCCUCUUCCAGAUAGUGGGCUACAGGAACCUGGUGCUGGAGGUGGAGAAGCUGCGCAGGGAGCCAUACGACUGCGAAAAUCCAGAUCAUGAAGAGAUGCUUAUGAAGCUGUGGAAGACGCUCCGUCCUGAUUCUGCCCUCACUGGCCGCAUCUCUAAACAGUGGUGUGAAAUUGGCUUCCAAGGCAGUGACCCCAAAACUGACUUUAGGGGCAUGGGGUUAUUGGGUUUGCACAACCUACUGUAUUUUGCCGAGCACGACAAGGCCGCUGCUCUCCAAGUGCUGCACGACUCUCUGCAGCCCAAACACAGUAAGAUGAGCAAAGCUGACUGGGAGAAGCAGAAAUUCGACAAAGCUAUUGGAUACUCCUUUGCCAUUGUUGGCAUCAACAUCACGGACCUGGCCUACUCCCUGCUGGUGAGCGGAGCUCUGAAGACUCAUCUGUACAACGUGGCACCUGAGAUGCCCAGCCUGAUGCACUUCCAGCAAACCUUCUGUUAUCUGAUGCAGGAGUUCCACCGGUUCUGGAUCGAGGAGGACCCAUGUGACAUCAUGGAGUUUAACCGAGUGCGCGCCAAAUUCCACAAGCGCGUCCUGAAGCAGCUGAAAAAUCCCGACAUGGCACUGUGCCCUCAUUUCACCGCCUCCGACCUUCACCUGGUCAACCUGUAGCUCCUCACCUCAUCCCUCACCUCUGACCUCUUACCAUUCUUCACUAUGUCUAAGCUUUCUGUCAUCACUGCCGAUUGGAUGGAGCUGUUUUUGUUCACACACAUGAACACAUGAAGUCAGUAUUUAUGGCUGCGCUGCUCUCUCUGUCAAAUAUUUAGUAAGCUCACAUCACCAGCAUCACUGAAGACCACGGUGAAUGUACACCUGCACAACGUUAUCUCUACUGAAUUUAGCACACCCUCACUGACUCGCAAUUCAGACGCGUGUAACACUGCAACAUCCAAUUUCGAAUCUGAUCGGAUGAUGUGAAUAUAGGCUGCCAAUAUUGCUGAUGGAGAUUCAGCCAAAGGGACGCGUUUGAGGUAAGGUAUAGUCAAUGAGGGCUUGUUAAAACAGUAUUGGAACACAUCCUGUUGCAAAGACAUUUAUUUCCUUUGCACUGGACACAGCAUUGACACUGUAAUCUUUUUAAUAUUUGGUUUUAAAGGAAAAGUCCACCCUGAAUGACUUACAUAUUAGUCUUUAUGAUUAAUGGGACCUUAAAUGUCAUCCAAGAUUUAUUUUACAAUGAAAUUGUGAGUUGGCUUUUUUGAGUUUAAAACUUCUUCCAUUGACUUGUUAGUCUAUUUUCGCUUUGGUGAAUGGUUUCCUAUGUUACCCAAAAUGCCAUUCGACUACAGGCUCAUAGCAGUGCAGUCGGAUUUGAUUAGAUUCAGCCCUUUCUUCAUCUCUACCUAAAGAGAGCGAUGCAGCAGUGCUUUAGUCCUUUUGUAUUACAUAGUAGUUUUGUUUACAGUGAAAGUUGAACCUACUAGGGAGUAGUAUUUAUUUAAGCUUUAACUUAUAACUUAAGGUUAGGUUAACACUACUUCACUUAGUGCAACUCUUAAUUAUUUUUAGUCGUUCACAAACUUGAACAUAGUGGUCAUUUAUGUUCAAACUAGUAUAUGACAGCGCUUAUGUUUACUUUCUUAUUAAUACCAACGGCGUCAUACUCAUCACCUCGAAGCUCUCUGACGCACCAAGCCUCUGCCGUAUCUCAUCGCAGCUGUGUCGUGUAGCUGCAUUGCAUCCUGGAACUUUGAGUCCAGUGUUUGCACCAACGUUUGUCUCUGCUACUUCUGUGUUGGAUUCCUCAUUAAUAUGAUCCCUGGAAAUGAUGCUCUUGUUCUUUUGGUGUUAGGAUCCAACAGCAAAAUCUGAACAUUAUAUCCCUUGUGUUAGAUUUAUUUUUUUUUUCUCUUAUUAAACACCACCGCGGCACACAACCGCAACCUUCUCAAGGGAUUAAAGAAAUUACAGCAACAACCAACAGAUUUGCACCAGAGUCACUAAACACCUCACAGAUGUGUUGCAGGGUGGACUUUUGCUUAGACUUUUAAUCAGAUAUUCAGUGUCAUGUGUGAGUUACAGAGCUCCCUAUUGACCAGUAGGUGGAGCUUUUACUCCAAGUCCAAUGUGACACAGGACAAACGAGCUAGCAUAUAAGGAAAUAAAGCACGCUUAUGUAGGUAAAAUGAAUAGAAGCAGCAGCGCACAUUCAGCCAUUAACAGUGUAAUUAACGUGAGUCGCUCUUAUAUAUCUCACCAUUUGUGAUUUUCACAUUUUUACAACAAAUAUUAACCAGAGAAGAGCUUGCUGCCAAGAGGUGUCGAUUAGAAACUUGACAAAAUGGUUAUAGUGAGCAUUUUGUGAACAUCAUUGUACUCGAUUCAUGAUGCUUUGGUGUUGAUGUAAAGUCAUGGAAUGUUCCAGGUUUUUUUUCUUCUUUUUUUUUUCUGGCUACCAAAGCAAUAAGUGACAUUUGAGAGAGUCUGUAUUUAUUUAUUUGCCCAGCCGUAGUAUUUACUCUGCUACUGUUAUACACUAAUAAGCAUAAGCACCUACUUACUUUGUAGACUAUUCUUUCUCUUGCAUUCACGCUUCUUUCUCUGUCUAGACCCUAAAACUAGACAGUCACAAGGUUUGCAUGGUGACUUAGGUUUGCCUGUGAGUUUUUAAUGAAUUAAUUUAUUUUGCACUGCUCUGUCACUCAUGACUAAUCUGAGUUGCUUACUGUGUGAAUGUCUACGCUUUUAGCAGUUUCUGCCUUUUUAUUUCAGAGUAAUGCAUUAUGCUGUGUUUUUAACCUACAAUCAACUGUAUAAGUGCUGAACGUCAUUAAGGGUUUAUAAACUGUAAAGAGUUACAAGCAAUUGCUGUACAUACUGCUUAACAUGAAUUCGAUUUUAUCCUGAUAAUGAAGGAUCAUCUGUGUGCAUGGCUGAAUAUCCAUCUUUCUAUGCCUUUCUCUGUUAUUGCUUAAUUGGAUCAGAGGAAGCCCUUUAGUGGCCAAACGCUUAUGUCAUGAGAUUAACUUGUGCAGUGUGAAGGGUGCUUUUAAAAACCAUUAUCAAAGCUAUAUAUGUGUAAUAAAAAAAAUAAUAUGGAAGGAUUUGGG
Ictalurus punctatus (channel catfish) is the source of this 3541-nucleotide messenger RNA. RefSeq names its product ELMO/CED-12 domain containing 1 (gene elmod1). Lineage: Eukaryota; Metazoa; Chordata; Actinopteri; Siluriformes; Ictaluridae. Gene Ontology annotation, molecular function: GTPase activator activity. The coding region runs from base 117 to 1100 and encodes 327 amino acids. The record is from RefSeq and is a predicted model, not a curated record. The transcript is spliced from 11 exons.